AUGAUGGAUGGAAUCGAACGCGGCUACGAAGGCGACAAGGUGGACGGCCAUCGGCUGUUGGUACCGAUGGCGACAUUCUUGAAUGUGCGUUAUCGUAUAUAUCUGGUGCAAAAAUCCCCGUCCAAUGUGGAAUGCGGCUUGGUUGGCCUACGUUCUGGAGCCACGUACAAACGGGAACCACCUGAAAAGAGCAAUAUUUGCACCACGGUAGUUCUCACAUCUUGUCUUAUCCUCCUUCUUGUGAACAGGUACAUGGCAUAUCCACCGCUACUUAAAUAA
Molecule: messenger RNA, 279 nt
Organism: Dibothriocephalus latus
Lineage: Eukaryota; Metazoa; Platyhelminthes; Cestoda; Diphyllobothriidea; Diphyllobothriidae
Source: the annotation of a GenBank genome assembly